This is a messenger RNA of Scutellospora calospora, 1491 nucleotides long. Lineage: Eukaryota; Fungi; Glomeromycota; Glomeromycetes; Diversisporales; Gigasporaceae. The record is from the annotation of a GenBank genome assembly.
AUGUCAUAUUUCGGUAAUCUCUGUAAUUAUUGUAGACAAAAGGAAGUUUAUAUUGAUUCCGGACAUCCCACUGAAUUUUGUUCUAACCAAUGUCGAAAAGAUGCUGUAGAAAAACGUCUUGUUGAAGCUUGUGUUGUAUGUCAUAUUUAUCCGAAAGUCAAGUUACAAAAUGGUCAAAGAUCACUUUAUUGUGGAAAACAUUGUCAGGCUAAAGCAAUUAGGACACAGCCCGUACGGACACAAAUACAACCAAUGCAACCAGCAUACCGAGCUGUACCCGUUUCCCCUGUAUCUAAUAUACAAAAUAAAGUUAUGAAUAUACCUCCGCAACCUCCGACAAGACGGCAAAUACAGAUUCCACUUAAUGCACAAUUUCCAAUGAAUCAACCAAUUCCAAUGAAUCAACAAAUUCAAAUGAUGCCACCCACAAAUCAAAGACAAUAUAUGCCUCCUCCUAUAUGCGUUCAAUGUAAACAAAAGCCUUGUUGGAAAGAUCCAAAGACUGGUACAUUUUCAUCUUUUUGUGGAAGGACUUGCAAGGAAAAUGCCACAGGGCCUAGAGGGAUGUCACAAUGCUAUGUUAAUGUAAACCCAACACCGAAUAGUAUACCGACACAGAUGGGUAUCCAACAGCAACAGAUUGCACCAUUAUAUCAAACCACACAAGUAGGUGUUCAACAACCAAUCAUGCCAUUGAAUAUUCAACAAACUACUCCAUUACAGACUGCGCCAUUAAAUGCUUAUCAGUCGCCUCCAGUAAGUAUUCUACAACAACAACAAGCUAAUAUUCAACAACAGCAAGCUAAUAUUCAACAACAAGCCAAUAUUCAACAACAAACCACUCCAGUUAUUAAUCAGCAAGCUACACAAUUUAAUACAUUAAAUGCUCAACAACAAGCCACUCCAGUAAAUGGUCAUCAUAGAAAUUCAAUUGUCCAUCAACGAGCAAUUUCACCAAAUAUCCAUCAGCGAACUACAGUAAAUGCUCAACAACAAACAAAAAAUGUUCGUAAUCGACAAUCCACACAAAUAAAUGCUCGUCAACAAACGUAUCAAGAUGAUUCGUAUCAAGAUGAUUUGUAUCAAGAUGAUGAUUCUUACCAAGAAGAUUCGUAUCAAGAUGAUUCGUAUCACGAUGAUUCGUACCAAGAUGAUUCGUAUCAGAAUGAAUCGUAUCAGGAUGAAGAAUCAUUAGUAGAAGAUCGAUCAAAUUUUAAGAGACCAACAAGUGUUCGUUCUCAAAGUUCGCAAACAUCUGUUUCCUCUCAGGGUUCACAAGCAUCCGCCUCACGUGCAAAUGAAACAUUUGAAGACGAACCGUUAUCACCACCAAUUCUACCUGUUAUGACUAAGCCACCACCGACUCGGCGGGCUUUACCGGAUCCGCCGAAUGAUCCAUAUACGGACAACCCAGAAAUCACGCGUAAUCUAAACUCAGAUCGUAAAAUUACUCGUGAUGAUUCAUUUAAUGACGAUGAUCCAUAUGGGUAG